This is a messenger RNA of Gavialis gangeticus (Gharial), 2581 nucleotides long. RefSeq names its product matrix metallopeptidase 24 (gene MMP24). The transcript has 5 exons. The coding region runs from base 16 to 1155 and encodes 379 amino acids. Gene Ontology annotation, biological process: extracellular matrix organization; proteolysis; collagen catabolic process. The record is from RefSeq and is a predicted model, not a curated record. Gene Ontology annotation, molecular function: metalloendopeptidase activity; zinc ion binding. NCBI's taxonomy places the organism in Eukaryota, Metazoa, Chordata, Crocodylia, Gavialidae.
GGGAAACUAAUCUGAAUGUAUGUUUUGUCUGUAGGAAAUGAUCUCUUUCUGGUUGCUGUCCAUGAGCUGGGUCAUGCCCUAGGCCUCGAACACUCCAAUGACCCCAGUGCUAUCAUGGCCCCUUUCUACCAGUACAUGGAAACACAAAACUUUAAACUCCCACAGGAUGACCUCCAAGGAAUUCAGAAAAUCUAUGGUCCACCUGCUGACCCACUGGAGCCCACCAGACCAUUACCAACUCUUCCUGUCCGAAGAAUUCAUUCCACUUCAGAAAGAAAACAUGAGAGACAACCAAGACCCCCUAGACCUCCUUUAGGUGAUAGGCCGUCUGUGCCAGGCAUGAAGCCCAACAUAUGUGAUGGCAAUUUUAAUACUGUGGCUCUCUUUAGAGGAGAAAUGUUUGUUUUCAAGGAUCGGUGGUUUUGGCGUCUGCGCAACAAUCGAGUACAGGAGGGAUAUCCCAUGCAAAUUGAACAGUUCUGGAAAGGCCUCCCUACAAAGAUUGAUGCUGCCUAUGAGAGGUCUGAUGGGAAAUUUGUUUUCUUUAAAGGAGAUAAAUACUGGGUUUUUAAGGAAGUGACAGCAGAGCCAGGGUACCCACACAGCCUAGUGGAGCUGGGAAUCUCUCUUCCACGGGAAGGCAUCGACACAGCUUUGCGAUGGGAACCAGUAGGCAAAACCUACUUCUUCAAAGGAGACAGGUAUUGGAGAUACAAUGAGGACAAGAGAGCUACUGACCCAGGAUACCCAAAGCCGAUCACUGUGUGGAGAGGAAUCCCACAGGCCCCACAAGGAGCUUUUGUCAGCAAGGAAGGCUUUUAUACAUACUUUUAUAAAGGGAAGGAGUAUUGGAAGUUUGAUAACCAGAGGCUGAGUGUGGAACCAGGUUACCCCAGGUCAAUCCUCAAAGACUGGAUGGGCUGCAAUCAAAAGGAAGUCGAACGAAGCAAAGAUAGACGCCUGCCCCAUGAUGAUGUGGAUAUUAUGGUGACAAUAAAUGAUGUGCCUAACACUGUAAAUGCAAUUGCAGUAGUGAUCCCUUGCAUUUUAUCUCUGUGUAUCCUUGUAUUGGUAUACACAAUCUUCCAAUUUAAAAACAAAGAAGUACAGCAAAAUGUUACCUAUUACAAACGACCUGUCCAGGAAUGGGUAUGACACAUAAAGCUUCACGUUAGCUCAUAGCUCUGAUGAGGACUACAGACAAAAUAGGUUAAAAAACCCAUCAAACAAAACUGUGCGAGUGACUUUGGAAUCACGACAUUCAGGGACUGAAAGAAGCAGAAAAAAAUGAAAAAAUGCAGGUGGCCUUGCAGAGUGGAGCCUCUUUCCAUCUUACUGCCUUGGUCAUGUGUCUGUCUUGGUGUGUCAUUCUCCACAGGCCCACUUUGUGAGUAUCAGAGACCUCAAGAGGAAUUUUCUUCAAAAUUUUUCAACUGACGUGGAAGACUUCCUUCAGUACCCUGCACCAGAGCUGUCUGUUAAACCCAGCAUUCUCUACUGUAGCUAAAACACCUCUAAAUGGACGUGGAUUUUUAACAGUUGUCUCUUUAAAAAAGUUAAGAUCAUUAAAUCUAUGAGGUAGGAAUAAUUCCAUUUCUUAAGAAGAAGGCAUUCUGAUGCUGAACCAUUCUAAAAGAUCUUUGUUUAUUACAUGAGCCAGGGAAUUACCUAGAUGCAAUUUUCCAAUACCUGCUGGUCAGAUGUUUUAUACAUUCAUAAUAAUGAACUGAUGUUGUCUCUUAGAACAUUGCAUAAGGAAACAUUGAGAGAUCCAAGGAGAUAAUUCUGCAUACACUAUAAAUUCAAGAACUCUAAGCCAGAUGAAAUAUUAACUAGUAGCAGCAACUCCCCAACAGGAAUAGUCUAAAAGACAAAAUAAUUGGAUCUGAAACAUCAUUAAUCUGAAUGAACCCUAUCUGCUUCUGUUUUAGGAACCUUUCAUGUAAUGAAUACUUAAAAGUCCUAUUCUCAUUAUUUUGAACUCCUUUCAGUCAGCAACAAUAAAUUAAUUGUUACCAAUAUAGUGAACAAUAUAUAGAUUUGUAUUUUUUCUCCUUUAAAUUCUAAGAGAAGAUGAGCUGUUGUUAUAGUGGCAUAUGUAAUCAGUUUGUGAAAUGUGUAUCUCAGAUUUCUAGAGAAUGAAGGUGCUUCUUUGGCUUAGAUCUUGAUUGCAUUUUGGUGACACUGUCUGGAGAAAAUAAGAACUAGACUUGUUUGUAUUAUUGAACCCAAAUACCUUAGAAACUAAAAGCAUUGUUUAACACUGACAUUUAUUUUUUUCAUUUUUUGAUCACCUCUUCAGAGCCAAACUUUUGGCAAAGAUCAAGGAGGAGUGCCAAGUAUGAUGAGAAAUCUUGUCUCACAAGAUUGCUACCCAGAUUUUGAGGAUUUAUUUGUUAGUCUCAAAAAAGAUCUUCGUAAAUGUCUGACCUUUUGAUAUUAAUCUUUCACUUAUCUCCUACCCAGAGAGCAGUUGCCUGCCCUUCUUUCUCAUAAGUGUGAAUAGUUUAGGAUGUCAUUGCCUAGCUAGAGAUUGCCUUCAUCUGAUUAUCCAUGCUGCAAUAAAAACAGUGUUAACUAA